Molecule: messenger RNA, 2375 nt
Organism: Trichoplusia ni (cabbage looper)
Lineage: Eukaryota; Metazoa; Arthropoda; Insecta; Lepidoptera; Noctuidae
Product: digestive organ expansion factor homolog
Exons: 8
Coding region: 103-2346 (747 amino acids)
Biological process (GO): maturation of SSU-rRNA from tricistronic rRNA transcript (SSU-rRNA, 5.8S rRNA, LSU-rRNA)
Cellular component (GO): small-subunit processome; nucleolus
Molecular function (GO): U3 snoRNA binding; rRNA binding
Source: RefSeq, a predicted model, not a curated record
AUUAUAAUUAAAGUUAUUUACUGUUAUAAGUUAUUGACGUUAUUAAAUAUAAACUAUUAAUCUAAACUACUGGUAUCUAUCUUCUUUUAGUGAAGAUUUAAAAUGAACAAGAGCAAAAAGUUUUUUUCAAAGAAAAAAGGCGGUGUUAAACCAAAUAACAAAAAGAAGCAAAAGGUAACAGAGGACAGAGUAGUUAAUAAGAAGGCUCUGUUUAACAGAUAUAAAAAUGCUCAAAAGAUCGAGGAAGAGCUCGAGAAAAAGAGAAAAAUGGAGGAGAAAUUACAAAAACAACAAAUGACCUAUUCAGAAAGCGAAGAGGAGGAAGAUGCUUACAACCAAUUGGUAUCGUGUUUUAGUAACAAGAAGAAGCAGCCUACAGCCGGGAGUGAAGAGAGUAGCAGUGACAGCGAAGUUGAUGAUGAAGAUGUUAUGGGUGAUGAUGAGCAUGGUGGCGAGGAUGCUGAUCCCAUGGACAGUGCCAGUGAGGAAGAUAGUGAAGAUGACGACGAAUUUGUUAAGGUGCCAUCAGACCAUGAAAUGGAAGAUGAUGAUGAUUUAUCUGCGGACAUAUUUACAACACACCUUCAACAUGACUUAUCUGAUGAACUACUUGUAUCCCUAACAAACACCCCACCUAAUGUAGAGACUACUCAUAAGAUAUGGCCUGUCCUAGGAAAUCUCAAUAUAGUCAUACCCAAACCUAUAGAAACACUCUCAAAGACGGUUAAAACAAAAGUUUCUAUAUUAGAAGAAAAGACAUAUGCCUCACCAGGAAUGGCACCAACACUUUUCAGCAAAGUUGACUUUAAACAGUUAAAUAUUAAGUCUCAAAUACAUGGCAACAUUGUGUCUGCCAACAAGACAAACUUAGUGAAAAGAGACUUGGAAUUGACUGAAGUAUUCACACCUUUACAGAAGGAACUGUUUUCAGUUAUAAACAACUAUCAAGAUUUAUACUACCCUUACAGGACAUUUACCAAUGCUGAUGAAAUUCGGUACAUAUACUGUCUUCAUGCAGUAAAUCACAUGCUUAAAACAAGGACUAAGAUUAUUCAUCACAAUGCUAAAUUGUCGAAAAAGAAUGAUCCCUCAGAUGACUACAGAGAUCAGGGAUUAGUCAGGCCAAAGGUUUUAAUAAUGGUGCCCUUUAAAGAUGCUGCCUAUAGAGUUGUAAAAACUUUAAUAGAUAUUUUGGUUCCCAAAGAGGCUGGAGAAGUAGUGCAUAAGAAGAGAUUUGAGGAAGACUUCACUGGUGGAGAAUUGAUUAUGCCUCGAAAGAACCCCAAACCUGAAGACUAUGAACUUAUGUUUAGUGGCAACACUGAAGAUACUUUUAGACUGGGGAUGACAGUUACAAAAAAGACUUUGAAGCUCUACACAGAAUUCUAUUCAUCUGACAUCAUAGUGACGUCGCCUCUAGGGCUUCGCAUGAUUGUAGGUGCGGAGGGAGAAGAGGACCGCGACUACGACUUCCUGGCCUCCAUAGAGCUUCUAGUGAUGGAUCAGACCGAUGUCUUCCUCAUGCAGAACUGGGACCACUUGCUACAUGUUCUUGACCAUUUUCAUUUACAACCCAAAAAGACUCAUGGCACUGACUUUUCUAGAGUAAGGUCUUGGGCAGUUAAUGGAUGGGCCAAGUAUUAUAGACAAACCCUUCUCUUUUCAUCAGUAGCUUUACCAGAGAUUAAGUCGGUGAUAAACAAGAAAUGUUACAAUUAUGCAGGAAAGGUAUUAGUUGAAAAUCCUGUAGAAAUUGGGAGUAUACAACAAGUGUUGGUACAAGUUCCUCAGAUCUUUCACAGGUUUACAGCAGCUAAUCCCCUUGAGUCCGUGGAGGCGCGGUUCCAAUACUUCAUCAAAGAGAUAUUACCGAAACAGCGCGACACACUGAUGAGCCACACCCUCAUAUAUGUACCGAGCUACUUCGACUACGUGCAGUUGAGAAAUUACUUCAAAAAAGAAGACAUAGGUUUCGUGCAAAUAUGUGAAUACUCAAAGGACGCUAAAAUAGCUCGAGCAAGGGACAUGUUCUUCCACACAGAAGCUCACUUCAUGCUGUACUCUGAGCGAGUACAUUUCUUCAGGAGGUUCAGAAUAAAAGGCAUACGACACAUUAUUUUCUACCAGCCUCCUACCUACCCACAAUUCUUUUCGGAAAUGUGUAAUUUGAUGCAGGAGGUGAACCAGAACAAGUUCGGUGGCAGCGAGUGCAACAUGACGGCGACGGUGUUGUUCUGCCAGUACGACCUGCCGCGCGUGGUCGCGCUGCUGGGCAACGCGCGGGCCGCACACGUCGCGCGCUCUGACAAGCACGUGCACAUGUAUGUCACUGGCGAUAAUAAAUAAAGUGAUUGUAAAUAAAAGAAUAUAUCAUU